Messenger RNA from Dentiscutata erythropus, 232 nucleotides. The record is from the annotation of a GenBank genome assembly. Lineage: Eukaryota; Fungi; Glomeromycota; Glomeromycetes; Diversisporales; Gigasporaceae.
UUUAAGAGUUUGUAUAGAACUUUAGAUGAUUAUAUGAAAUCAAUUGUCGACAAAAGAAAUAACAAACAUAAACAAUCUGAUCCUUUAGAGGUUGAUGAAAUUAAACUAAUACUUAACUUACUAGCAACAUCAACUAAUAAUACAAAAGAAUUGGAUAAUAGUGAAAUGCAACUCGAACUACCUAAAGAAAACAAUCAUGCUGGUGGCAUUAAAGAUUCAUAUACUGAAGCUA